Vollenhovia emeryi is the source of this 468-nucleotide messenger RNA. Its product is annotated as peroxisomal multifunctional enzyme type 2-like. Lineage: Eukaryota; Metazoa; Arthropoda; Insecta; Hymenoptera; Formicidae. The coding region runs from base 64 to 453 and encodes 129 amino acids. Gene Ontology annotation, cellular component: peroxisome. The transcript is spliced from 2 exons. The record is from RefSeq and is a predicted model, not a curated record.
UUGAUAUUGAAAACCUGCUAUCUCAUAUUAGAAGCCUAUCUCAUAAUAGAGGACUUUCCUCUGAUGUUUCAUGAUAUUUUUCUAGAUGACACCUACGAUGUAGCAAACGAAGAGAAGCUGUCGAGCGGUCAGAUAUCUAUAUUUAUCGUCGGUGCAGGUGGUUUUAAAGGAAAACGAUCGUCGACAUUUGCCAUUCCAACCGUUGAUCCUCCCGCACGAAAGCCAGAUGCAACGGUUAUGCAGCGGACUAAUGUUGACCAGGCUGCUUUGUACAGAUUGAGCGGAGAUUUAAAUCCUUUGCAUAUCGAUCCUAAUGUCGCUCUGAUGGGGGGAUUCGAGAGGCCGAUACUGCAUGGACUGUGCUCCCUGGGAUUCUCCGCCCGUCACGUUCUUCAGACUUAUGCUGCUGGAGAUUCACGUUUAUUCAAAUCCAUUAAGGUACGUCUGUCGUAAACUAUGUAUUUCUAU